GCAUGAACGGCGGGAGCAGGGUACUUGUUUGAGUGAUCGACCGCUUGUCCUGUCUGGAUCUGAGCCUCAGAAGUAGACGACCACCAGGAUGGAGCUCGGCAUCUCGGGGGUGACCCUGUGUUGCGAUACUCGCCUCCCUUCUUCGUGACCCGACAAGCUUCCUCUUGGCACCACUGCUUGACCCUCUCUCUCCACAGCGAACUGCCUCGUUUCGGCUCGUUGUGGGUUCGUUCUGUCCGUGUGAACCCCCAAUCUCGAGAUUCCCUCCUUCACCCUCUUUUUGUUUGGUGAUAGGUUAUGGGAUGGCCGUCGUCUGAUCACAUCACGACGUGACCGACGGGAACCUUCCACUAUGAUACGCUCCUUCACUUGAGAAUAUUUCUUUUCUUUAAUUGCCCCAUUGACUGGGCUGGUUUCCCUUCUCUUCUCACCUAUUCUUCUUUCCAGCCGGCGCCAACAUGGCGGUCGAGGGUGCGACGCAGGCCCUCGUCGCGGCUUUCUUCUUCGGGAUCGUGUUGAACGCGGCGUCCGCGGCUCUCGUUCUCUACGUUAAGGGGUAUGGCCUCUCCGCCGUAUUUCGGGACAGCCAGAGGCUGGUCCUCGUUCUUUUUCUCCUGAGUGCGGCCCUGUGGGCCCAGAUCGAUUUUAUAACAGUCCUUCUCGACAUCUCGACGUCGUCGAUGCCCUGCCAGAUCGGCAUUAUAUUCUCUACCACAUUCGACCAGUUCGCGCGUUUCUCGGUCGAGCAGUUCCUCUUAUGGGCUCUGAAUAAUAACAAUGGCGCGAAGCUCUCGCUCACCCAGCUGAUCCCCCAGGUCUUGGUCCUGGUCAGGUUCCUGGCCGGAGCUGUCUUUAUCGGGUUCACCCGGCCGCAGACUGAUGACUUCUGCCUCGCCACCACGUCUGCGCUUCCUGUUGGUAUCCUGGUCGCGGGUCUGGACGGAGCCAUCGUUUUGCUCCUCAUCAUUAGGGCCUAUUCGGCGGGAGGGGCGGCGAAGGAAAACCGCGAUGGCAAAGGAGUUGACGCCGACCGGGCCAGAGCGCUGAUGGCUGUGCUGCUGGGUUUGGUGUUCUGGACCGGGACGAGUGUGCCGAUGCUUCUCGGCUUUGAAACUCUAGCCCUGGCUACCAGGACGGCUCUUCCGGCCGGCGGUUUGUUGGUUGUGAUCAUUUUUGUGGCAAGUGGUGCUGGGACUCUACUCACGUCCCGAGCAACAGGCUCUCGGCCGCCAGAGGCACCAUCACCAAGACGGAUCAACAUCAGCCGCGAUAUUUCGACCUCCGACACUGAUUAUCCUCCGACUCGCUUUGAGGACCUCAAAGAAGCGGCCAUUCGGUCCUCCAGAACAUUCGUCAACCCGAGAGACGCACCGAGAGUCAAGGAUGAAACGAGUAUUGGGUUCGAUUUCGGAGCCGAAGGCACACGUCAAGCCGAGCCGAUGCCGCCGCUUCCAGCUAAUAUCAGCCACAAGCCGAAUGCGUUCCACCUUACGAAAGGAAAGAUGACCAUCAGCCACCCGAUUGUCCAACAAAAUGACGGCCAGAAUCCUUGGAGCAAAAUCGCCGUGGUGGAUCUCAAGGAGGCUGCGGUGGCAGAGAGGGAGAGAAGAGCCAGGAUGCAGGAAGAAGAAAACGUGACGGUCAGCCGCCCUGCAUGGGUAUCGAUGGACCUGACCCCGGAGGAAGCGUUGAAGCGCGGUGUUAGCCUCAAGAGGAAAGAAGUCGCCUCUGCCUCUAUCCGGGAGAGCCUUUUCCCCGGCGCCCUUCAGCCAGAGGAUGCAGCGGUCGCGGUAACCACGUCCGCCCAGCUGUCUCCGGGCGGAGAGGAGACUCGUCGGAGGUCGCCUCGGCCAUCGCCGCAGGAGGAGCCAGUACAGCCACGGCAAGCAUCACCGGUUCAGGCUACGCAAUCCCCCGACGCCGAGUCUCAGUCCCCGCAAAACCACACGUUGGCCAUGCAACAACCUCUCCCGAGGUCGAAUAUUCGCCCCUCAAGGAUGCUACCUCCGUCGCCAACAACGCCGCCACCUGAACCGACCAAGACUCCGCUCCAGAGGCGCCCAACUAUUGGCCUUCCGUCGAACCCAAGGGCACGGGGUCUUGCAGUCACCGAAGAGCCGGGAUCGCAGCACCGGACCAUCCUAUUUGUGAAUAACAUCGAAUACAACGACCCAGCUAUGGUUCAGGCCAUCAUCAAGACCGCAGGCCACCCCUCUACAAAGCCCGCCCCUGUUGCUGAAACUCCUGGAACUUCACGGUCGGUCGUUAACCGCCCGCGUCCGAUCCCGCGGAAACCGGCAGACUCGCCAGCAGAGUCUAGCCCAGCGCUUAGCCACCGUCGAACUAAGUCUGGCGGCUCUGUGAUGGGGAGGAAGUCUCUUCUUGCCCCGUCGCCCGGUAGCCCCACAACGCUUCCGCCUCUCCCUGUCCUGCCGAGGAGCGCGACGGUAGGAGCCAGGCCGCACCCCAACAACACAAAGAGCAUGACCUUCCAAGAGAAGGUCACACUCCUGUUCCCAAGCCCACCGAGCUCUAACGCGAUCAAGCGCCGAUCAUCUCUCCCCGAUGUUCCGCCCAUUCCUGCAUCUUACUGGGAUAUCGACUCCUCCCCGAGUGAGCCCUAUGGGCGCCAGCAUUCUAACCGGACGACGCAAGCAUCUACUCGUACGGAAAGCGUUUUGGAAGUUGACGAGAUCUCGCGCAACCCUAAGAAGACGAGGGUGAAUGCAGGCGAAGCCGGGAGCUCUUGGCUCCGCGCGUUGGGUGACGAGGACGGUGGUGACCCGAGCAACAACCCACGCGUGAAGGAAGCUAGCGGGAAGCGCGGGUCGUCCCCAGUUCUCCCCGGAGUCCCGGCUCGUGCGUCCGCCUGGACAGAGACAACAUACGACCGCUCCGAGGACGACGGGACGAACUGGAGCUCUAUCAACACGCCGGAGGUGGCCAUUGGUGUUCCCGUUAUGCAGCGGCUCGGCCUGCCGUCGUCAGUUCGGAUGCCUGGCCGUCAAGACAUGAGAGGGUCGGAGCUUUCCUUCGCCGACAACCGCAGCCGGGAGACAUUGCCGAUCAUGCUCGACACCUCCACCGUUCAGCAGUUCGAUCGCCAGAGCCCGAUGGUUUCGGAAGUUGACGCCGUGGUAAGCCCAGUGCUACCUACUUGGCACCGACGUGUGGGCGACGUGUGCCCAACUUUCUCAGACAGAGCGAAGAAGGUCAAGGCUAGGAAGAUGCCCCCUCCUGCGCCUCUGCCGCUACACACUCUUUCAACGAAAAAGAUCCUCGCCGUUCAAGUUGAGCCUUCUCCGCUUGAGUCCCCUGGGCAAGCCAUCCAGCAAAUUCAGGCGCAAUUGAAGAAGCUUGAUGAGCUUGAGCAACCCACUCCGGAAAGUGCGUCGCGGCGCAUAGCACUCCUUGAGGAUCUCGAACGGGAGAUGGGCCAACAGGAGGAGCACUGGGAGGAGAUCAAGCAUGACAUUGGCCGUGAUUCUCUGUCCAGCAUGCAGACUACGUCGCCCACGGCCCAGGACUCGCGCCACGCGUCUGUAGCCAGCACUAUCAAUAUGGCUCGUGAGCCGACCAGAAAGAGCAUCGGGGCAGAACGUAGAGCCUCCCGCCUUGCUCACAUGCAGAACGCCAUCCCCAUCGUCCCCGAGCCACCAGUACGGAACUCGGUGAGCCCACAGAUGAGCAAGUGGCAGAAGCGGUUGACGGAGGCGCAGAUGGAUUACAUGGACGCUCGACUCCUCCGUGCUAGCAACGUCAAUUUCCUGCAACUGACGAGAGCUCAGCUUGCUAGUCCUACUCCACCAGACUCAGACGACUCUGAGGUCCCGCCUCUCCCAAGUUUUGACGAGGGAGCUAUGGUUGGGCAGCCAUCAGAAGCGCCCCAAGAGUCAGCCUUGCUAUGGACGCCUGCAUCAAAGGACGCUGCCCCGACAAGCUUCCUCUGGGCGGCUACUUCGAAGCCUAGCCCGGAGAUCGAUGCUCCACUCCCGGCCCUGUCGGUCCGUCCAGCACAGAGAAAGGAGUGGGCGCCUCUUCAGAUCAAGAGCGCUCAGCUCUGGCGCAAGCCGUACAACACCGCGAACCGGGCAACCUCGGGUCUCUGGCGCCCUCUCUGGGCUUCAGCAGCACCUCCCGCCGAACCACUAGCUCGCGUGCCCUCCAAGUCAGAGCCCGCCUCGCAAAAGGCCCCACGACCGGUAACUCAACGGCCCCCACGCCGUAACAAGCGCGUUACGCUGCUCCCAGACAUUCUCGAAAGCCCAAAACCUCUUCCGGACAAGCGUGGAACUCUCGGCAUUUUCCAGUUUCCAUGGGGCGAGAAGUCCGACACCGCGAGAGUCCAACCGCGCCCGAGCGUGUACAUGGCCAUGCCCGGUACUAUGUCGUCAGGUACUCCGUCUAUCGGUAUGGCAGGCCGCUCAAUACGGCCAGAGUCAGACGAGUACUCUUCCUCGUUCUUUGACGACUACGACGACGAGGACGAUAUCAUGGGGAUGGACUCCGACGAGGAUGGUGACGACGGGUUUGACGAGACAACACUGUGGGAAAUUGCCAGCCUUUUGAAGACCGAUGAGGUGCCGUCGAGGAAUAGCUUGCUACCGCCCCCAUCCGAGCCGGUCGUGGAUGACUAUCUUGAUGAACUGCCUUCGGACGAUGAAGGUCAGUCGAUCGUGAUUGGCCUGGCUGAACCCCUUGAGGCGCUUGCUGAGCAGCAGCGUGACUCGGCGACACUGGAGAGCUCGGCUCUGCUGAUGCUCGAAGACGCCAUCGAGUCCAAGACGGCGCCCAAGCAGGCUAUCAGAAUUGGCCUGCCUGCCAACCCCAAGGCCUCUCUGAACAGUCGCGCGGCCCUUGUUGCUCCCCAGGCGACACCAGAACCCGAGAUGUCUCGGAUGCCGCGCCACACCGCCGAAGUCCAAAAGGCCACGAUUGUCCAAAAGAAAGGAUCUGUCGGCUUGUGGCACCCGCCCAGCCAAGCGGAUACGCCUUCCGCACCAGGAGGCUUGUUCGUAUUCGAGGCCCGCCGAUCUGACGGCCGUGGCACCUCCGAGGAGCCGGCUGCCAUGCACAUGAGCCGGAAAUCACGCCCGGCUGAGCAGAAAUCCCUGGAGCGGUUGGCGUCGACAGAUCUCUGGACCUCUGCGGAUGCUAGAAAGAAGAGUGAGCGGAAUUGGAUCUUAGGGGCGAAGACAAAGCACCGGGGGAGCAGGCUUCAACGACAGCAGACUACUCCCGAGGACUGGAAGGCUGCUCUGAGCAAAGCCAUCGCAGCCAGCUACCCAAGCCGCAAGAAGCUCAACCGGAUCACCACCCCUGCCCAGUGGGAAGCCGCGCUUCAAGAAGCCAUCGCAGCCAGCUACCCAAGCCGCAAGAAGCUCAACCGGACCAUCUCCACCCCUAGGGUUUGGGAAGCCGCGCUUCAAGAAGCCAUCUCCCUCUCUACCCGUCAACAAUCAUCAGCCUUCAACCCCGCCAUCCGCCACCCAGUCUUCUUCGGCUCCCUGACCAUCACCUGCCCAGAAGAGGCCGUCCACCCUGCCAUUCCGGCCCCCUCAGCCAAGAAACUGCACCGGCCAUCCUCCAACUCGCGGAGCCGCAGCCGCAGCACCAGUCGGACCCAACGCAAGGAGGAGGUCCGCGCGGUUGAGCACGAGGUGCAUACGUCGAGCGACGCCCCGCCGCCAGUCCCGGCUACUCUACAGGCAACCUUCUCGCACAACAGUGCCAUCCAGGCGCAGAUCGAGGCGCUCGAGCAGGAGCGGUUGUUUGCGGAGCGCACUGCGAAGGCCGAGUACCACCGGCGCACGAGCAUGGCGGCUGCUGCUGUCGCAGAGCCAGUGGUGGCGAUGGAGGAGGAGGUUACGGGCGUGGAGACGGUGCAGGACUUGCAGAGGAGGCUGAGCUUGCGGAUUCGGCAGUCGUUGGUCUUCACGUCGGCUCCGAUUCAACCCAAGGCGCCGGAACCGCCCGUUGUGGUUGCUGCUCCGGUUGAGGUGGCGAGGUUUGAGCCGAGGAGGAAGUCUGAGCCCCGCAAGGAUGCCAGCUACCUGUGGAUUCCUCAUUCCCAGUCUGUGGCUGCGGUUUCAACAACCGGCCUGUGGUUGCCAGCCGCUAAGCGUGACUUUUCCACCAGCCCCUCGGCGGAAGAAGACGCCAUCGCCGCCUCGCAACGGGCACACCGGCGAGAAAUGCUGCAGAAGAAGCAGCUAACACAAGAGAUCCUUGCACAAAUGGCUGCGGUAGAAAGGGGCGAGAACCCCUUUGUUCACUUUGCAAAGAUGGACCUGUGGGUGAAUGGGGAGAGGGCGGCUGUGGCUCGGGCGUCGGAGAGGGACUGGCUGCAUAAUGUGUGUGCGCCGAUGGCGAAGAAGCAGUCGAAGGGCAAACAACUCUGGACCUCUUCCCUUCUUUCCAACAACCGUUCCCUUUCGCGAACCAGCCUCUGGACGCCCAUGGCCGGCCCUCAAGUGUUGUCCUCGGAAGAAGAGGACGCCAACCAUACCGGCCAGAGCAGGAGGAACCGGCGACGACAAGAACCCUUCACGCCAACCACCAAGGUACCGCAGGGAGUGGAAAUGUGGACUAAGAGCACCGUGUCUCCUCAACAAGCGACGAGGCAAGAUUGGUUGCACAGCGUGUGCGCACCAGUCCCGACUUCGGCCUCAACACCCGGCGGUACGAGCAAACAGCUCUGGGCCCCUUACCGUCCCAGCAGCCGUUCCGACUCAACCGUCCACUUGUGGCCCGGAACAGCCUCCUCGGUCUCAUCCCUCCUGCCCAUGCCCACAGCGCGCGCCGGAAAUAGGAACCACCGACGGCAAGACAAGUCCGCCCAGCCCGCUCGCAUCGAGCGGCGCGCGGCGAUGUGGACCAAGCAAAGCGUCGCCUCGGCUCAACAGAAGACCAAGCACGAUUGGUUGCACAGUGUAUGCACACCCGCCUCGACCUCGCCCUCGACCACCGGCGGCGUGACCAAACAGCUCUGGGCCUCUCACCGUUCCAGCAACACCAGCCGGUCCGCCUCAACCCUCCACCUGUGGCCCGGAACGGCCUCAUCGGCGUCAUCUCCCAGGGAAGAAGAGUACAGGCUCAUGGCCACGGUGCUCACUGGAAGCGGCAAGAACCGUCGACGGCAAGAAACACUCACCCAACCAGCUCACAUUGAUCAGCGUUCCGGAAUGUGGACCAAGCAGAGCGUCGCCGCGGCUCAACAAAAGACCAAGAAGCACGAUUGGUUGCACAGCGUACGCACACCGACCCGGACCUCGACCUCGGCCACCGGCCGCGUGAGCAAACAACUCUGGGCCGCUCGCCGUCCUAGCAACACCAGCAGUUCCGCCUCAACCGUCCAUCUGUGGCCUGGAACAGCGUCCUUGGCCAGCUCCAUUCCCACGGCGCACACCGGGGGCAGGAAGAACCACCGCCGGCAAGCCACACCAACCCAACCGGCCCACAUCAAGCCGCACACGGAGAUGUGGACCAAGCAGCAGAGUGUCGUCACAGCCCAACAAAACACCAAGCACGACUGGCUCCACACCGUCUGCACACCCACCUCAACCCCAACCUCCCCCAGCAGCCACGCCACGAGCAAACACCUUUGGACGACCGCCGCGCCCCGCCGCCGCUCCGGCAGCGCGCCGGGCUCGGUCGGCUUGUGGUCCGAGACAACCGCCACCGCCGCCAACUCGUCCUCCGGUUUGGUGGAAGCGGAAGACGGGUUCGCGAUGGCGGCACGCGGGCGGCGCAGGAAGGCGAUGCAGGAAAUGGUGGAGAUGCAGGAGGUGCUGGCGCGGAUCGCGGCGAUUGAGCGCGGGGAAGAUGUGUUUGUUGAUGAUGGUUUCAGGGGGGCGCGGGAGGGGAUGUGGAGUGUCGGUGUGAAUGUGAGGAAUGGAAUGGGGGUGGGUAGUGGUGGCCGGAGGGAUUGGCUGCAUAGUGUGUGCGUGAGGCGGACGAGGGGGGUGGUGUUGAGGUAUUAGGGAGGGGGUGGCUUGGUUAGUUGUGUGGUGGAAGUGUGUGUGAAGUUGGAUACCCAUCUGGGGGGAGGGAGAGUUUGUAAUACCCGGCUUUGCGGUAACCGUUGUUGUGGCCGACUGGCCCGUCCUGGUUCCGGUCUUUUUUUCUUCGAUUUUGUUUGU
Chaetomium fimeti is the source of this 8141-nucleotide messenger RNA. RefSeq lists its product as uncharacterized. NCBI's taxonomy places the organism in Eukaryota, Fungi, Ascomycota, Sordariomycetes, Sordariales, Chaetomiaceae. Bases 459 to 7982 code for a protein of 2507 amino acids. The transcript has 4 exons. The record is from RefSeq and is a predicted model, not a curated record.